Messenger RNA from Podarcis raffonei (Aeolian wall lizard), 2455 nucleotides. RefSeq names its product kinesin family binding protein (gene KIFBP). The record is from RefSeq and is a predicted model, not a curated record. The transcript is spliced from 7 exons. The coding region runs from base 94 to 1917 and encodes 607 amino acids. Gene Ontology annotation, molecular function: protein binding. Lineage: Eukaryota; Metazoa; Chordata; Lepidosauria; Squamata; Lacertidae.
GGCGGGCAUAAAGCCAACUGAUCGGGAGAGAGAGAGCGAGUGGAGGAGGCGAGAGACGAGCGAGGAAAGCGCAGCAGCCCGUUCAGUGGGAAGAUGGCGACCCCCGCCGAGUGGGCCUCGCUGUGCGAGAAGUUCCGCAGCGCCGUCAACCUCUCCUACGUGGAGUCCAAGAAAGACCCGGAGACGGAGCCGUACCGCUCCAAGUACAGCGCCCGGGAGCUGCUGGAAGGCAUCAAGCAGCAGCUGGGCUCCGAGGAGGCGGAAGGCAGCCCGGGAGGCGCCGGCGGAGGCGCGGCCGGGGCCGACGAGCGGGAGCGGCAGCGCGCCGUGGCGCUGGCCGCCGUGGAGUACGAGCUCGGGGUGAACCACACCGACACGCAGGAGUACUCGGCCGGCGAGGAGCACCUGGUGAAGUGCGCGCAGCUGCUGGAGCCUCACCGCCUCUCCCGGGAGUGCGUCUCCCUCUACAUCCAGGCCCAGAAUAACCUGGGCAUCCUGUGGUCAGAAAGAGAUAACAUUAAAACAGCUCAGACUUACUUGGAAUCUGCAGAGGCUUUAUAUAAUCAGUACAUGAAAGAGAAUGGGAAUCCCCCGCUUGAUUCCAGUGAACAUUUUAUGGAUGAAGAAGAGAAACUUACUGACCAAGAAAGAUCAAAAAGAUUUGAGAAAGUCUAUACUCAUACGUUAUAUUAUCUGGCCCAAGUCUACCAGCACCUGGAGAUGAUUGAGAAGGCUGCACAGUAUUGCCAUACCACCCUUAAACGGCAGCUUGAAUAUAGUGGCUACUAUCCAGUAGAAUGGGCUCUCAAUGCAGCUACUUUGUCUCAGUAUUAUCUCACAAAGCAAUGUUUCAUGGAGUCCAGGCAUUGUUUAGCAGCUGCCAGUGUCAUCUUUGGCCAAGCUGGACAGGUGCCAUCUGCAGAGGACAAUGAAACAGAACAAGAUCAGCAAGACCUUCGACAGAGAAGAGCUGAAAUUGCAAGGUGUUGGAUUAAGUACUGCUUGAACUUGUUGCAGGGAGCCAGGAAAUUGCUUGAGGACAACAUUGGGGAGCUGGAUCCAGACAGGCAGUCGGAGCUUAAAGCCCAGCAGAAGAAAGAGGAGGAUGAGAAGGAAGAGGACAGGAAGAAGGCUGUUCUGUUUGGAACUAGUGAUCUGUGUGACUCUAUUUUGGCCAUGGAAGAAAAAGUGAGCUGUGUGUUUCCACUAGACUUCAAAGAAGCUAGAGAAGUCUUCUUAGUGGGUCAGAAUUAUGUCAAUGAAGCAAAAGAUUUCUUUCAGGUAGAUGGGUAUGUCACUGACCACAUUGAAAUUCUUCAGGAUCACAGUGCCUUGUUCAAGGUGCUGGCAUUCUUUGAAGAAGAUUAUGAGAGGCGUUGCAAGAUGCACAAGCGCAGGAUAGAUAUGCUGGAGCCCAUAUAUGCUGGCUUAAACCCUCAGUAUUACCUUCUGCUCAGUAGGCAGCUUCAGUUUGAAUUAGCUGACACCUAUUACGAGAUGAUGGAUUUAAAAGUGGCCAUUGGAAAUAAGCUAGAGGAACUUGACUCCCACACAAUAAAGAAAAUAAAUUCUCUUGCUCAGAUGGCCAUGAAAUACUAUGAACUCUUUUUGGAUUCAUUGAGGAACCCUGAUAAGAUUUUCCCCGAGACCCUAGAGGAGGAUGUCCUGCGCCCUGCAAUGGUGGCCAAGUUCCAUAUUGCCCGCCUUUAUGGCAAGCUUAUUACUUCGGAUGGCAAGAAACAGUUGGAGAACAUGCAGACCUCGUUGGAGUAUUACUCGUUUUUGGUAGACUACUGCGAGAAGCACACAGAUGCCGUCCAGGCCAUUGAAACUGAGCUAGAGCUCAGUAGAGAGAUGGUUGGGCUUCUCCCAACAAGAAUGGAAAGGCUAAGAGCCAAGCUUUCUACUUUCACUUAAACUCCUUCCUCCCGUGGAAAUGUGCAAUAUUAACACAAUCGCUGUCCAAAGAGGCAGUUUCCCUUAUGGCAGUUGCCUUGUAGUCAUCCAACAUCUGUUGUGUGCUCCCACUGUGACAGGCAGCAUAGAACCCGUAUAAAAUGGAAAACUGUCAAGUGUAGUAAUUCUCCCACACUUCAAUAUUAAGUAUACAGUGAAUGGUCAACUGGUGCUCUGUAUUGCUUGCUCCGUACUGACAUGCACACCUUCCUGCCUUAUUUUUCUCCUUCCACUACAUGGUCCAGUUUCCAACUGUAGUGCUGCUCUCCAACUGUUUCUUCCAAAAGGGAACUUUUUGAGUACGUUGUAUUUACAGCCCAAUCCAUCCCCACAAAAUAGAGACUUAGGUAGGUGGAAUUUAUUUUCCUCAUUAACAGUCCCUGGAAAAAAACUUAACAUAUCUCUAAUUUAAUGGCGUCAUAUUUAUUUUUGUAUAUGUUAGCUGUCCUCCUUUUGAAUCCUGUUAAAUAGGAUCAAUAAACAAACAUGCCUGAUUGCA